AUAAGACUAUUUGUCAAUAUGAUUCUCCAACACACAAACAACUUCGUAAAAGAAAUGACUACAAAAGAGCCAAAACGCAUGUUCAACAUUUUCCCAUUCUUCUGUUUCUUCUUCUCAUUCAUUGCACAACAGACCGUCCCAAACAUGGCUUAUCCCCUCUCCACGAGCUCCCGUUGGAUCGUCGACGAGAAAGGUCAACGGGUAAAGCUCGUGUGUGCGAACUGGCCAUCCCACCUCCAGCCUGUUGUAGCGGAAGGGCUUAGCAAACAACCGGUGGAUGCAGUGGCCAAGAAGAUAGUGGAUAUGGGUUUCAAUUGUGUUAGGUUAACUUGGCCGUUGGAUUUGAUGACUAAUGAGACAUUGGCUAAUAAUGUCACAGUGAGACACUCCUUUCAAAGCCUUGGUCUUAAUGAUGAUAUUGUUGGCUUCCAAACUAACAACCCCUCCAUUAUUGAUCUCUCCCUGAUUGAAGCUUACAAGAUGGUAGUUACUACAUUAGGAAACAAUAACGUGAUGGUGAUAUUAGACAACCACCUAACCAAACCAGGGUGGUGCUGCGACAACAAUGACGGUAACGGUUUCUUCGGUGACCAGUUCUUCGAUCCCACCGUAUGGGUUACCGCUUUGAAGAAAAUGGCGGGGACAUUCGACGGUGUCUCUAAUGUCGUUGGCAUGAGUCUAAGGAAUGAACUUAGAGGGCCUAAACAAAACGUUAACGAUUGGUUCAACUAUAUGCAACAAGGAGCGGAAGCAGUUCAUUCAGCAAACAAGAAUGUACUUGUGAUUCUUUCCGGUCUCAGCUUCGACUCCGACCUUUCCUUUGUUAGGUCUCGACCCGUAAAACUAUCAUUCACCGGUAAACUCGUCUUCGAGCUCCAUUGGUAUGCUUUCAGUGAUGGAAACUCGUGGGCGACCAAUAACCCUAACGAUAUGUGCGGUCGGGUCCUAAACCGGAUAGGAAAUGGUGGCGGUUAUCUCCUAAACCAAGGCUUUCCGUUGUUCCUCAGUGAAUUUGGUAUAGAUGAAAGAGGAGGAAACGCUGCUGAUGACCGUUAUAUUGGGUGUUUAACCGGUUGGGCUGCUGAAAAUGACCUCGAUUGGUCGCUUUGGGCUCUUACUGGAAGCUAUUACUUAAGACAAGGUGUGGUUGGGAUGAUUGAGUAUUAUGGUGUGUUGGAUUCUGAUUGGAUUAGUGUUCGGAACUCAAGUUUCUUGCAACAAAUCUCUCUUCUUCAAUCUCCGCUUCAAGGACCGGGCCCUCGAACCGAUGCUUACAAUCUGGUUUUCCAUCCUUUAACCGGACUAUGCAUGGUACGAUCUCUCAAUGACAAGACAAUGAUGCUUACUCUUGGACCGUGCAACAGUUCCGAACCAUGGAGCUACACUAAACAAGCACUAAGAAUCAAAGACCAGUCUUUGUGUUUACAGAGCAACGGACCAAAUAACCCGGUUACGAUGACUCGAACGAGCUGCUCGACAUCCAGUUCGAAAUGGCAGACCGUCUCAGCCUCUAGGAUGCACCUAUCUUCAACAGCAAGUAACAAUACUUCUCUUUGCCUUGACGUAGAUGCAACCAACAAUAACGUGGUGGCUAAUGCUUGCAAGUGUCUGAGCAAAGACAGCUCGUGUGAGCCAAUGAGCCAGUGGUUUAAAAUCAUUAAAGCCACAAGGCCACUGAAGGGGAUCGAGUUUGCAUAAAGAGAUGUUGUAAAGCACUUGCCUUACUAUAACUAAUUAGAAAUUUAAUUUAGUGAACAAAUAUAAUUUUUAAAUUACAAAUCUUUUGUUUUAUAUUAUAAAAUUGCUUGAUUUAUCAUUUGUUUUAAGUAAAACUAGGUAU
Molecule: messenger RNA, 1840 nt
Organism: Camelina sativa (false flax)
Lineage: Eukaryota; Viridiplantae; Streptophyta; Magnoliopsida; Brassicales; Brassicaceae
Product: glycosyl hydrolase 5 family protein-like
Biological process (GO): polysaccharide catabolic process
Molecular function (GO): hydrolase activity, hydrolyzing O-glycosyl compounds
Source: RefSeq, a predicted model, not a curated record